Pseudomyrmex gracilis is the source of this 3717-nucleotide messenger RNA. RefSeq lists its product as uncharacterized. NCBI's taxonomy places the organism in Eukaryota, Metazoa, Arthropoda, Insecta, Hymenoptera, Formicidae. The coding region runs from base 41 to 3700 and encodes 1219 amino acids. The record is from RefSeq and is a predicted model, not a curated record. The transcript has 4 exons.
CAAUCAAAAACUGAGUAGUGCAACCGUAAAUGUGACCGACAUGUACGAGAAAAUUUCCGUGAUCGCGUUGGUGCUACUUGCGGUCGCACCUUCCGACGAAAUUUCUUCCGACAAAGGGAUGAAAAAUGCAAACCUCGUGCAAAACUCAAGAUUGUCGACGAUUUUUCCGUACGCGUUAUCACGCAACGAUCAUCGAUUUGCGAACGGCGACGGUCAAAAGAAUCCGCCUCUUUUGUCCGUCCCGUUAUCAGAGAAGACUCGUACGAAGCGUUGCGGCGACACAGCUCGAAAACCCGUCGGAGCUGCGUUAUCCUCGACGAAGCGAGAUCUCGCCAGAGCGAAAACCAGAAACGUCACUGAAAUUGUCGCAAAAAGGAGAGAAGCUGCGAAAACACGUCAGGACCGAACGCUUUUGCGAGCUCUCAAGAGCAAUUUAAACGCAAAAGACGGGAUUGUGAAAGCGCGACUUCACGAAACAGCGGAGAAGUGCAACACGGACAAGUGUAUUUGUUACUGCAGCGAGGAGGAUAAUUUUCCCGACUCGUCCAAGAAGUUGGGUCAUCGUAAAAAGAACAAACCCGAUAGGUCGAAUUAUCACAAAGCGGAAAAGCACGAGAGACCGAAUAUCUUGCAGCAACAAAAGCGACCGAAGUUGCAACACGAACAGAGAACGCGUGACUCGAUUCUUUCCAGUCUAAUGAACCAUUUUCCAUCCUAUCAAGAGGAAACGAUACCCAAUAUCCAUCAUCAUGUAUCGGUCCCGUACAAAGCCCAGGCUACGCCUGAGAUAAUAGGUAAUCUGAGAUCCAACGGUGUUCCGUACCACGUCCCCUCAUACGACGGACAAAAUAUUUUGCUGGCUAACAGUCACGGUCAUUAUCCGCACGUUCAUCACAAUCUCUAUCCUUGGCCAAUAAUUCCCGAGAGAAGUCGAAUUGGAAAUCACGUUGUGUCGGUUACUUCGCAUUCGCCUUUGAACGUCGACGGAGGACAAACAGACGACGACUAUCUCGGAUCCUACGAUCAAGAUGACUAUUUCGAGUCGUACGAUCAGUUUGAAGACUAUCCAGAAUCUCACGACCCAGUUGUGGCGUCUGGAAAAGAUGAAGAUCCUGCCGAACUGACUACGGUGGCUCCGAAUGACGGCGAAGACGCGUCAGUUGAAUCGAAAACAAACUAUCCGACCGAGGAAAACGGCGCUGUAGAUUUUUCUAGUGCGACUGAAACCUCAGAAGAAUCUGUGGAUCGUGUCAAAGAAGUUUACGAGUCGACUGAUAAUUUACUCGACAGCGCGGGUGAGGCGCGUGUUUCGAUGAAGAAAUUAACGGACCGAACAACCGAUCGCACGACGGAGACUGCGAGGAUUCGUUUGCUAGGAAAGAGUAAGAGCAACGCUAAUAAACUGUUGCUGAUUCCCAAUGAUGAGAAUACAGACGUGGUGUCCAGAGUUGAAGAAGAAAUUACUGAGAAAGUUGUUGACGAAGAACAAACGACUGAACAACAGAGAAAAGUCGUAGCUGCUAGUUACGACACUAUCAAAGACGAUUCGUCGACAAACAGAUUGCCGCUUUGCGACAGCACCUUGCUUUUGAACUCCAUCAGAAAAGCGAUCGACGACUUCGCGCUGGAUCGAACGAAAGAUCCCGACGGAACGCAGGACGCGAGUUUGUUGCCGGAAAUUCUGCGGGUUUCGAAUUUGAAGAACAUUCUGUCCAAGCCGGAGAUAGAGAACGAGAUCGUGGAGCGAGUGAAGGACAUUUUAUCCGCGAGCACGUCCGUUUCCAGAAGAGAUUUCGCGAACGAUUGGUCGCACAGCGUGAUAAGAAACACUUUGAGAAGCGUGGUGGACACUUUUCACGGUAUUCAUCAGAAGUUCACACCGAUCGGAAAACACGGAACGACCGACGAGAUAGUCUCGUCUCCUAUUUCCGACAGCGAGGUGUCGGCGGUAAAUCCGGGAAAUCUGAUGCUGAAUAUUAGCGAGCAAGUGACGAACAAGAUAAAAGAUCCGACGAUUCGCGACAGAUUGAACAGCGUUUUCCAGAAGAUGAGAGACGCAGCGAAUAAGGAAACGUCGAGGGAAAGCGCCGAAUCUGAUAAAGAAGAGACUUUGUUGCGAAAAACCGAUGACAAUUGGCGGAUGAUGAAGAAUAAAAAUGCAAACGAAAUGUCAGAUGAAAAGUUCGAUGCGAAAGAACAUAAAAAUGUGAAGAGCAAAAAUUAUCAGAAGGCCAAAAUAUUGAAAAACGACGCGGACACACUAUCCAGCUACGAAUAUUCGAAAUCGUUGAAAAAUCUGUCGGAGUCGGUGAAUUUGUCGGAAGAGAAUCUACGUAUCGAAGAACAAAUACCGAACAGAGUUGAGACGAAGGAAAACAUCGGAGAUCGCGUUUCAGAUGAGAUGAGGGAGACAAACGCGCAAGAUGACAAAGACAAGACGCUAAAAUCCUCGAUAGUUUAUCAGCAAGCUAAUUCGCAAAGUAAUCACGAAGUGUUAACGAUCUCUGCGGAACAACGUCUGACGGAAAACGGAGAUGACGACGAGAAUGUCGCGGCAACACCCGAAAACUUGACGCGAGAUGCCUCGCUCGAUCGCAAACAGGACGAAAUAAUCUCGGAAGAUGCGACGAACGUUGAAGACAAAACGGAAUCAAGCGCAUCGACCACUCUGUUCGACAAUUUGGUUGGAAAUCGCGAAGAUCAAGAUUCUUCGAGCGCCGUCACUUCUUCCGCCGAUCACAUCGAGCCGUUGAUAAUAUUGGAGAGAAUAAAAAACAAAGAGCCGCCGAUAAAAUAUUAUUCGCGCGACAGUUCGGAAGACGCGACGACCUACAAUCCGGUCACGAACGACGCGUAUUCCGUGCAACUGUUUCCCUCGUCGCCCGCUUCCGACGAUAUCGCGGAACUUCAGAAAUCCCAACUCUACUACAUCAACGACGGCGUCAAGUUCCCGCUGGAAAUACGACAACUGAACGACGGUUCUUACGUGUUGCGGUUCCCGGAAGACAUAUGCGAGCACUUUUUACAGAAAGAAUGUCCGUGCUGCGUGCCGCGAACCGGUCGCGUGAUUCGAUCCAAGAUCGAUCAGAAGGAGACGAUUUCAACGACGACGGGGAAAGAAGACGAUUAUCAGGAAAACGCGCGUGCAAAUGGCAAUCGAGUUCGUAAAACGAUGAUGAGAAAGACGAGGAACACCUUGAGGGCACAGAACGAUUACGAAAUUCCUAUAUCAGUCACUGAUUUCGCAGAGAGAUACAAUUUGUUGCUUGAUCUCGACAACAAAGAAACGCUUAGCCAAUCGCGCGACGAAACUCAAAGCUAUGACGGACAGCUACUGAAGAAUUCGGUCAAAGAAUCUGAAUACGAUCAAUCGGAAAAAAAGACGUUUGAUAAUAAUCGCAAGCUGAAUAAUAAUCUUCAAAAGAACGAAGAUAAGAAAAUUGCAACGGGCAGUUCUGAGGAAAGAAAUCUCUUUCCAAAAAGAACUAUUCUCUCCGAAAAAGAAACAACAAUGAAUAAAUUUUCAAACAUUGAAGAAGGAAAUACCAAAGUUUUUCGCAGAAAGAAGAAAAGAGAAGAUGAAAAAACUAAUGAAAGACCAUUUAGAUAUCAACGAAAUGCGAGCGGAGUGGAAAACAAAAGUGCGGAACUAGUAAAAUCCGUGCUUUAUUGGUUCAAAGGUCUUAUCCUAGACGAGUAAAUUGUGGGAAAGAUACU